This is a messenger RNA of Neomonachus schauinslandi (Hawaiian monk seal), 1296 nucleotides long. RefSeq names its product homeobox B3 (gene HOXB3). Lineage: Eukaryota; Metazoa; Chordata; Mammalia; Carnivora; Phocidae. Gene Ontology annotation, molecular function: DNA-binding transcription factor activity, RNA polymerase II-specific; RNA polymerase II cis-regulatory region sequence-specific DNA binding. Gene Ontology annotation, biological process: regulation of transcription by RNA polymerase II. Gene Ontology annotation, cellular component: nucleus. The record is from RefSeq and is a predicted model, not a curated record.
AUGCAGAAAGCCACCUACUACGACAAUGCCGCGGCAGCACUCUUCGGAGGCUACUCCUCGUACCCUGGCAGCAAUGGCUUCGGCUACGACGGCCCCCCCCAGCCCCCCUUUCAGGCCGCCACGCACCUGGAGGGCGACUACCAGCGCUCGGCGUGCUCGCUGCAGUCCCUGGGCAACGCCGCCCCGCAUGCCAAGAGCAAGGAGCUCAACGGCAGCUGCAUGAGGCCCGGCCUGGCCCCCGAGCCCCUGCCCGCCCCGCCCGGCUCACCCCCGCCCAGCGCCGCACCUACCAGUACCACCAGCAACAGCAGUAAUGGGGGCGGGCCCAGCAAAAGCGGCACCCCCAAGUGCGUUUCCGGCUCCAACUCCACCCUCACCAAACAGAUAUUCCCCUGGAUGAAAGAGUCAAGGCAAACGUCCAAGCUGAAAAACAGCUCCCCCGGCACAGGUACCAUGUGUGUGGGAGGGAGUGGGGGUGGGGGCUGCGGCGGCGGCGGCGGCAGUGGGGGCGGCGGCGGCGGCGGCGGGGGAGGGGACAAGAGCCCCCCGGGGUCGGCGGCGUCCAAGCGCGCGCGGACGGCGUACACGAGCGCGCAGCUGGUGGAGCUGGAGAAGGAGUUCCACUUCAACCGCUACCUGUGCCGGCCGCGCCGCGUGGAGAUGGCCAACCUGCUGAACCUCAGCGAGCGGCAGAUCAAGAUCUGGUUCCAGAACCGGCGCAUGAAGUACAAGAAGGACCAGAAGGCCAAGGGCCUGGCCUCGUCGUCCGGGGGCCCCUCCCCCGCCGGCAGCCCCCCGCAGCCCAUGCAGUCCACGGCCGGCUUCAUGAACGCCUUACACUCCAUGACCCCCAGCUACGAGAGCCCGUCCCCGCCCGCCUUCGGCAAAGCCCACCAGAAUGCCUACGCGCUGCCCUCCAGCUACCAGCCCCCUCUCAAAGGCUGCGGCGCCCCGCAGAAGUACCCCCCGACCCCGGCGCCCGAUUACGAGCCUCACGUCCUUCAAGCCAAUGGGGGCGCCUACGGGACGCCCACCAUGCAGGGCAGCCCCGUGUACGUGGGCGGGGGCGGCUACGCGGAUCCGCUGCCGCCCCCUGCCGGCCCCUCCCUCUACGGCCUCAACCACCUUUCCCACCACCCUUCGGGGAACCUGGACUACAACGGGGCGCCCCCUAUGGCCCCCAGCCAGCACCACGGACCCUGCGAUCCCCACCCUACCUACACAGACCUCUCCUCUCACCAUGCGCCUCCUCCUCAGGGUAGAAUCCAAGAAGCGCCCAAAUUAACACACCUGUGA